This is a messenger RNA of Ixodes scapularis (black-legged tick), 4853 nucleotides long. RefSeq names its product protein MEMO1. NCBI's taxonomy places the organism in Eukaryota, Metazoa, Arthropoda, Arachnida, Ixodida, Ixodidae. The transcript has 9 exons. The coding region runs from base 175 to 1071 and encodes 298 amino acids. The record is from RefSeq and is a predicted model, not a curated record.
AAACGAACACACCCGAUACGCCGUCGCCUUGUCAGCCUUGUCCUCAUCCGUGCAAGAGUUUGAUUGGAACAACGGCGGACCCUUUCACAUCGCAAGUUCAAAAGGCAGCGAAGCGUGUUUCUAGUUCUUUUUUUGUUUUUCAGCGACUUGUAAGUUAUCAAAAUUGGCACCGGCAUGUCAUCGCAGCGUCUGGCAAGGAAGGCAUCCCACGCGGGAAGUUGGUACACCGAUUCACCACGAGAAUUGAAAUACCAGCUCGAGAAUUGGUUAUCGGCUGCAGGAAUGCCAUCCUUUGGACCGGCGAGAGCUGUGAUUGCACCGCAUGCGGGCUACCAGUACUGCGGAGCCUGUGCCGCUUACGCGUACAAGCAGGUGGACCCAGACCAUGUACGGCGAGUGUUCAUCCUGGGUCCCUCGCACCACGCACGUCUCGGAGGCUGUGCCCUCUCGCCCGCCAAGGUGUACCGGACGCCCUUUUACGACCUCACCAUCGACCAGGAAGUCUACGAGGAGCUGUUCGAGACCGGAGCCUUCGAGGAGGUCAGCCUUCACGUCGACGAGAACGAACACAGCCUCGAGAUGCACCUGCCGUACAUCGCCAAGGUCAUGGAGGACCGGGAGUUCACCAUAGUGCCGAUCAUCGUCGGGUCGCUGACCCCGGAGAACGAGGCCUUCUACGGUCGUCUCCUCAGCAAGUACCUCGCGGAGCCGGACAACCUCUUCGUCAUCUCUUCCGACUUCUGCCACUGGGGGGCUAGGUUCCACUAUCAGUUCCACGACAAAUCCUGGGGCAACAUUCACCAAUCCAUCGAAAGGCUGGACAAGCAGGGUAUGAACAUCAUUGAGGAGCUCUGUCCGACGGCGUUCACGGCGUACCUCAAGAAGUAUGGCAACACCAUCUGCGGACGACAUCCCAUCGGCGUUCUCCUCAAUGCUGUGGACACCCUCCAAUCUUCAGGGAAUGGUCACAGGAUGGCGCUGAAGUUUCUGAAGUAUGCCCAGUCCAGCCAGUGCAUGAGCACGAGCGACUCUUCGGUCAGCUACGCGUCUGCGGCCCUCCGCCUCGAGUGACGCGUGGACGGAACGCCCCCGCGUCCUUGCCGUGCCCGUCUCUUUGCCUGCUAAAGGGUCUUCCGCUCGUCUGUCUCUUGCGGCGGCGCUCUGAUGCAACCGGCACCGCCUGCUGUGCCUCCACCGCUGCUGGCGUGCUUCGUUUGACCCGUAACUUAGUAAAGAGCAAACGCUGUGGCCCCUUGGAGCCAAUCGGAGCGACUGAGGGCCAAUUCUGCGACGGCCCUUACCAACCAAAGGUACGGGGGCAAGAGCGUAACCCAAGCAGUUGGAGAAGAGGGGAAAGAGGAACUCCCCUUUUACGCUCUUUUGUCUCUACCAGACGUCGCUUUUGUCCUCCUUGGCGAUUAGCCCGUCGCUCGAAAUUUGUACAAUAGCGACUUUUUUUUCUUCCUUCUGCCCGUGGCUUCGACGGUACAGCACGCAACUGUCGAGAUGGAGUGUGGUCACGUGUUUCCCUCCGACGCGCCGAUUGGCUCCCUGGGACCGUAGUAGUCCUCACUAUUCGCGAGGAUGCGGUGAGAUGAAGUACGGUAGUUGGCUCGAAAAAACGCAGGCUUUGUCUCGACGCAGAGGCCAAAGGAGUCUGCAGAAAAGUGGGGAGGGGGGGGGGGGGAGGGUGGUUUCUAAAGCCCGAACGUGUCUUCUGAAAUCUCUGGGGCGUCUGCAAUAGAUCCCGGCGUCGUAAAAGCUCCAACUUUCACUGAACUUGCGUUCGGGCGGUGCCGCAGGUUGCAACCCUCGCCGACUUGGCCGCCCGCAAGCAGAUCCUUCGUCAACCCCGGCAAGUUUGUUGGCUUCGUGUUUCCCAGGAAAAAAGCUACACCUCAAAAUUUCACCACAUAAAACGUGCCACGUAAAUGCACAAUCAGGUAAAGUUCGAGCCUUCCACGCGCAGAAGGCAAUUUUUUCGGCUCGUCUCGCGGCACUGGGAUCCAUUGCGAACACCCCACGUGGUACUGUGCUGGUAUCUUGUCGUCGAGGGUCUAGUAAACCUGGAGAGAAUUAUUGCAACGAUCUACAAGAUGAAGGAUGCAAGGCACUUGGUGUGCUCAGAAUCCAACGGUAGCACCUCUUAAUAAAUGCGGCUCAAAAGGGAAAUAGUCUUCUGUUUUGAAGGAUGAUUCUGGUGGUGUGGUGUCUUCUUGACCGUUAUACUUUAGACAGGCUAAGCUAUGUUUUAAUUUGUAAGAAUCUUUUGCAUCGGUGUUGUGGAUGCAGCUAGAAACUCGAGCGAGCAUCAGAUAUGAAUCUUGUCUGGCUAAAUUAGGCCCUUUUUGGAGAAUCUGUGCCAUCUAGCAGCUGAGCUAGCAGUCUAACUGCUGCCAUACUAAUGCAAGUAAUGGAAAUAUCAUAGGGUAUUCUACAUCUGCAGCCAGUGCGUUUGUCACAUCCUGUCGACGUCUUAAAUGCACAAGUUGCGUGUCACAUUUGUGGUCGCGCAUCUUUACCUUCUUAUUUCAUCAGCUGCCUCAAUGUUGCCAUUAGCGCAGCACAGACACCAUAUUGUCAAUCGAAGUGGCCAGACUGAAUUUCAGAAUGGGUCAAUAUUUGGCUGGAGCUGCUGUUUGGAGUUGCAACGGACUUGCAGUUUCUGGGGAAUCCACAGGCUUGGCUCCAGGUGCUCUUUUAGGCGCAGCAUAUUGGAGCAUGAAGGCAAGGACAAGAACCAUGCAAUGCAGAAGGUCAGCUGAAUGGUGGCUCAGAUGUCCUUGGUUGAAGAUGGAAUGAAGAGUGUCAAUUUUAAAAUGUCUUGCAAAAUUCAGUUUGUGUAACCCUGUGUUUCCUUAAUUCUUUUCAGUUUUAUCAGCAUGUCGUCCGAAGUUAGUUAUUCUCGAAGCAUCUGAAAGUGCCUCUUCUGGAGCACUGUUAAUUUUUCUUAAGGGCUGCUGCUGUUCUUAGUUAGCAAGACCAUUUGUACUUGUCUGGCCAUCUGCAACAUGCAGACAUUCCAGUCGCAGACCUUCAAUCUGUGAUAUCACGACAUAAAGAUUUUCUUCCGCAAUUUAUUUGAGAAGGUACUCCAGAUUGAAGACUCGUCUGCUGUCUGUCAGAGCAGUUUGGGUUAUAACUUAUUGCAAAAAAGUACUAAAUUGCUUCUUUUUUUUUUUUUUUUUUUUUUUUUAGCUAUCCGUCGAUUGGAGCAUACAGAUAAGUUAUCCUUGAGCUUUCAUUUUUAGAAGUCGUACAGAUUUUGGGUGUGCUUAUUGUAUGAAUAAGUUGCAGGACUUGCUAUGUGCAUCUGGGCUCUAUGACUUGGGGACAUGCACCGUGCUCAGUCUGCCUGUCUGACUUCAGGGGGUGCCCGAGUUAUAGCAGUAUCAGACGAGAAGUUCCACAGUACCAAAAAAACAAAAACCUAGAAUAAGAUACACCAUGAGCAAACACAGAUCAGAACCUAUAUUUAAGACAAUUUGGAGAAAAGUUUUUCUUUUGUCAUAGCACUGGAGAACUUAUGUAGCAGCUCUUCCAUCUCUUGUUUUGAAAGUGUCGGAGUUUCCAUGCAUGACGGGGCGGGUUUUUUUAGGGCAAAGUGCCACAUGACAAUGCUUUUGAUACUCGGUAUGGCGUUUGAAAUGAAAGAAAGAAAACGGACAGAGUGCAGCAUAUAUUUUUUUUUUUUUGCUGGUACGGGAGCGAUGUAUGUCUGCUAUUUGACUGUCUGUUGCUAUUCUAUGCUUUUAACUUAAUAAUGACUGACAGCUCCCGGUACAUAAAGCAUGGCAGUUGGGGUGGUUCCACAGCCGCACAAUUUUUAUUUAAAAAUGCGAGGUCCUGUUCCUUUGACUCUAUCGACUUCGUUGCGAGAGCUUGGUGAUUGUAGUACCCGUUUUGGAUUGCUGUGCUGCUUUUUUCUUUGUGUGUGUGUGUGGCAGACUCUUUAUUUGAUGAUGCACCAGAGCAUCCUUGUGCGUCCUUCACAAAUGUCCUCAGCAACUUUAGAGACAUGCCAUGCUACAUUAAAUGCCAUUAUGGAGUUAUAACAGAAUGUUCCAAUACCUUUGACAGCGAUGCAAUGCAUGGCCGCGGCGUUGGCAGAGCAUCUGGUAUCGUCGGAGUUACCGGAACAAUCUACUAAAACUCCCUAAUGGAAGAGCUGCCAUGUUUUGGCAUGGCCUCUACCAAGCCUUAACAAUGGUCUGAAGGCCAAUGCAUGUUUUUAUUUGUGACCUCAAUAUAUCCGAUUUCCUUGAUCUCAAAACAGUACUAAGCUCUUAUUUAUACUUUUUUGUUUUUCUUUUCUAGAAAUAAGUUACACUUUCUCUUCACAUCCGUCUGGUGACUCAUGACGUUUGAGGUGUCUGUAUUUCCACAUCAUUUAAGUUUGAGUGCUUCAGAGGGAGUGGGUUUGUCAUAAACACCCACAGGAGGGGGAGUCGCUAUACACCUUGGAGGUCAUGGGACGUAGUAGUAGGUCAUUCUCCAAAUCUGAACCUUUUUGGUGAGAUUAGGCAAGUGGAACCUUGUAUAGGUGUACGGCUGCAUAUGUAUAGUGCCUGAUGCACAGCUGGCUACCAUGUCUUCUAGUGGUUUUAAGGUUCUAGCGGCAUGGGACUACUGUUGCUGUAAGAUUUAGACGAGGGGCAGUGCUGUUCAAAAAGCAUUUAACUCAAAUAAGGUGAUGUUUGUGGCAGUUGGCACAAUACUUGAUUGACUAGGGCUGGGAGCAUUACGGUCUUUGAAUAGGAAGGUACGGCUUUGAAGUGACCCGGUACUUUGUAUGCAUAUGCUUGAGACCUUUUUUCUUUCUUUUGAGUGAAUAAAAGGAAUGAGUAUUUGUA